This is a messenger RNA of Neomonachus schauinslandi (Hawaiian monk seal), 3284 nucleotides long. RefSeq names its product Rho related BTB domain containing 2 (gene RHOBTB2). The transcript is spliced from 10 exons. Bases 56 to 2224 code for a protein of 722 amino acids. Gene Ontology annotation, biological process: small GTPase-mediated signal transduction. Gene Ontology annotation, molecular function: GTP binding; GTPase activity; protein binding. The record is from RefSeq and is a predicted model, not a curated record. NCBI's taxonomy places the organism in Eukaryota, Metazoa, Chordata, Mammalia, Carnivora, Phocidae.
AGAUGUGUUCCUUACACUAGAAAUUACCCCGUCACAUGUAGUGGUGUCCCAAUUAAUGGAUUCUGACAUGGAUUAUGAAAGGCCAAACGUAGAGACCAUCAAGUGCGUUGUGGUGGGAGACAACGCGGUGGGCAAGACCAGGCUCAUCUGUGCCCGGGCCUGCAAUGCCACCCUCACCCAGUACCAGCUGCUCGCCACCCAUGUGCCCACGGUUUGGGCCAUCGACCAGUAUCGGGUGUGCCAGGAGGUGCUGGAACGCUCCAGAGAUGUGGUAGAUGAUGUCAGCGUCUCCCUCCGCCUCUGGGACACCUUUGGAGACCACCACAAAGAUCGUCGCUUUGCUUAUGGGAGAUCCGAUGUGGUGGUUCUGUGCUUCUCCAUUGCCAACCCUAAUUCCCUCCACCACGUCAAGACCAUGUGGUACCCAGAAAUCAAGCACUUCUGCCCCCGAGCACCUGUCAUCUUGGUGGGCUGCCAGCUGGACCUGCGCUAUGCUGACCUGGAGGCUGUCAAUAGGGCCAGGCGACCCUUGGCUAGGCCCAUCAAGCCCAAUGAGAUCCUUCCCCCAGAGAAGGGCCGGGAGGUGGCCAAGGAGCUGGGCAUCCCCUACUACGAGACCAGCGUGGUGGCCCAGUUUGGCAUCAAGGACGUCUUUGACAACGCCAUCCGCGCAGCGCUCAUCUCCCGCCGCCACCUGCAGUUCUGGAAAUCCCACCUCCGCAAUGUGCAGCGGCCUCUGCUGCAGGCGCCCUUCUUGCCUCCCAAGCCGCCUCCCCCCAUCAUCGUGGUGCCCGACCCCCCCUCCAGCAGCGAGGAGUGCCCCGCCCACCUCCUGGAGGACCCGCUCUGUGCGGAUGUCAUACUGGUGCUGCAGGAGCGGGUGCGCAUCUUUGCCCACAAGAUCUACCUCUCCACCUCCUCCUCCAAGUUCUACGACCUGUUCCUCAUGGACCUGAGUGAGGGGGAGCUGGGGGGCCCCCGCCCAGAGGACCACCGGGGUCACCCUGAUCACCACCACCACCAUCACCACCACCACCACCAUGGCCGGGACUUCCUGCUGCGGGCGGCCAGUUUUGAUGUGUGCGAGAGCGUGGAGGAGGGCGGGGGCUCUGGCCCUGCUGGGCUCCGUGCCUCCACCAGCGACGGGAUCUUACGGGGCAAUGGAACAGGGUAUUUGCCCGGGAGGGGUCGAGUCCUGUCUUCCUGGAGCCGAGCUUUCGUGAGCAUUCAGGAAGAAAUGGCAGAAGAUCCUCUGACGUACAAAUCCCGGCUGAUGGUGGUGGUAAAAAUGGACAACUCCAUCCAGCCAGGGCCCUUCCGGGCUGUUCUCAAGUACCUGUACACCGGGGAGCUGGACGAGAACGAGCGCGACCUCAUGCACAUCGCCCACAUUGCCGAGCUGCUUGAGGUCUUUGAUCUGCGCAUGAUGGUGGCCAACAUUCUCAACAAUGAGGCGUUCAUGAACCAAGAGAUCACUAAGGCCUUCCAUGUCCGCCGGACUAACCGGGUUAAGGAGUGCUUGGCAAAAGGCACCUUCUCAGAUGUGACCUUCAUCCUGGAUGAUGGCACCAUCAGCGCCCAUAAGCCCCUGUUGAUUUCCAGCUGUGACUGGAUGGCCGCCAUGUUUGGGGGGCCAUUUGUGGAGAGUUCCACCAGGGAGGUGGUGUUCCCCUGCACUAGCAAGAGCUGCAUGAGGGCGGUGCUGGAAUACCUCUACACGGGCAUGUUCACCUCCAGUCCCGACCUGGACGACAUGAAGCUCAUCAUCCUGGCCAACCGCCUCUGCCUGCCGCACUUGGUUGCCCUCACAGAGCGGUACACGGUGAGCGGGCUGAUGGAAGCGACUCAGAUGAUGGUGGACAUUGAUGGGGACGUCCUCGUGUUCCUAGAACUGGCUCAGUUCCACUGUGCGUACCAGUUGGCCGACUGGUGUCUUCACCACAUCUGCACCAACUACAACAACGUGUGCCGCAAGUUCCCCCGAGACAUGAAGGCCAUGUCCCCAGAAAACCAGGAGUACUUUGAGAAGCACCGGUGGCCGCCCGUCUGGUACCUGAAGGAAGAAGAUCACUACCAGCGGGCACGGAAGGAGCGCGAGAAGGAGGACUAUCUCCACCUGAAACGGCAGCCCAAGCGGCGGUGGCUGUUCUGGAACAGUCCCUCCUCACCGUCCUCUUCUGCGGCCUCCUCGUCAUCCCCAUCUUCCUCCUCGGCUGUGGUCUGAGAUGCUGCCACCCUCUUCUGACCCUGCUGCUGUUCCCCCCACUCGCCUUUGCCCCUCUGCUCUUCUGCAUCGCCCCCUCCACCUUCCAGGGACAAGGGGACCCACGUAACCAGGACCCUAAGGGCAGAGCUGUUCUCACCAGCCGACGUAGCUCAGCAAGAGAGGAGGGGGGCCUUGUGGAUCAGUGCGGGGACCCCCUGCAGGGGACCCCAGUUCCAGAGCAGGGCAGGGAGGCAGACGGCUGCUGGGAGGUGGGGAGCGGGAAGGCACUGAGAGCUUUGGCAUCUGACUCUGGGUUGGAGAACGCUGGCGUCCAUGGGAGACUCUCCCAGCCGUGAGGCUCUGUGGCUCGGUCUGUGGAGGCAGCCCCCUCCCAGGGAGUGGCUGUGCUCAGGGAGGGUCCUGUCUCUCUUGACCACGUUUUUCCAUCUAUGGACCUGCGGGUGGCAGAUGUUUUGUGGGCAAUUUCCACACAGCGCCUACUCAGCUCCUCACCGGAGAAGUCAGGGUAGAAAUGAAGCCUUCAGACCCAACUCGACGCUUCCACAUCCUGGGGUGCAGCUGCCGAGGCCAUGGGUGGGAAGGCUUGCACUCUGGCGAGCAUCCCUCCCUCCCAGGGCGGUAGGUGUCCAGGCCUGAUCAAGGAUGGCAGAGCCUGGUCAGAGCUUUAGACCUAGGAGCAGUGCCUCAUGGUGCCGUGAGAAACUUCUCCCUCCCUGUGCUUCACCACUCAGAUCCAGAGAUGGGAACCAAAGGAAACAGGUGGAACAGGGGAGAGGAGAAAGUGGGGAGGGGGGUCUGGGUGCAGCAGCCCCAUGCUCUCUGGGCUCCUCGCCCUGCCUCUGGUUAGCACGGCCUCUUAGCACGGUGGGGCAAGAUUAGCAAACAAAACAAAACAAAACAAAAACCCCCCCAAACAACAGCAAAAUCACCACCAACAAAAACAUGUUGGCCUCAAGCCCCUCAAAGAAAAGAAACAAGAACAGAAAAAGCCCCUCUGUAGCUUACAAAGCGGGGCCUCUGUGUUGACGAGACAAGAGCGUAGGCCGUGGAAGUCAUU